Molecule: messenger RNA, 1063 nt
Organism: Spinacia oleracea (spinach)
Lineage: Eukaryota; Viridiplantae; Streptophyta; Magnoliopsida; Caryophyllales; Amaranthaceae
Exons: 2
Coding region: 418-837 (139 amino acids)
Source: RefSeq, a predicted model, not a curated record
AGUUACAAAAAGUUGAUAUUUAAAAAAUACUUAUUGAGACGAAUCUAAUAAGGUCUCACACGACUAUGUUUUUUUGUUAAGUAUAAAUCACAAAUGAAGUCAAAGGAGCAUGUGUGAAUAGUGUUCAAAACUCAACUGUGUCAUGUAAAUAAGAACAGAGGAAGUAUAUGUUACGCAAAAGGUUAAAAAAAAUACGGAUUUUUCAUGAAAUACCCCCGAAUUUUUGCGAAAUUCACCAAAUGCCCCUCAACUUUCAGAAAUUCACCAAAUGCCCCUCAAAAAUGACUUAAUACGCAAACUACCCUUACACGUAACAGCCGUUAAAUCUCCGUUAGCAUAACUUUACUAUUUUUCCCUUAUUCCAUACUUUUAAACAAACUCCCCAAAACUCUCUCACUUUCUCUCUCAUCAGCAACUAUGGCACCAAAGGCUGAGAAGAAGCCCGCCGAGAAGAAGCCCGCGGAGGAGAAGAACGCCUCCGCCGCCGAGAAAGAUUCGGCUGAGAAGAAGCCAAAGGCCGGCAAGAAGAAGGGAGGAGAAGAAGGCCGUCGCCGCCGAGAAAGGCUGCCGAGAAGAAGCCCGCGGAGAAGAAGAAGGCCGCCGCUGGAGACAAGAAGAAGAAGAAGAAGAACAAGAAGAAGAAGAAGAAGAAGAAGAAGAAGAGACACAAGAAGAGCGUUGACUUACAAGAUCUACAUCUUCAAGGAACUAGACGCACAUAAGCAAGAUUCUGUGCAAAUUGAAUCAAAUAGAGGCAACAAUAACAAUCUGCUUGAGUACCUUGAAUAUACUCUCAAGCUAUACAUUCUAAUCAUCUGUUCAAUUGGGAUAGUUUGAUGUUAUUGAAUUUUGAUAAGCAACUGAGACCUCCUGCGUACAGAUGUAUGCUAUCAGGACAUCACUUGUGACUUGGGAGGUUUGGAAAACAGAUUACAUCUAAGUUGUGUUGUUGGAUUAUUGUAAAGAGUACAAAAAUAUCCAUGUAUAUUCAUCCCUUUUUCUCAUCUCAGAGGAUGUUUCUGUUGUAUUUUUGCUGGAAAUACUGCAAUUCAACCACUGUUAA